AUGGCCUUUCCCAGCGACAACGGCUUUGGGCCUCUUUGGUCGUCCGACAAUGCCUGCGAACCGCUGAAAGUGGCGGUCGAAGAUGAAGGCGAGCCCAAAUGCCGAAGCGAAGUUGGGUACCCGGCUGAGAAGGCUGGUGUCGUCCCCCCGCCGGGUCUGGUCUCUUCCGCGGAGACGCAGGCAGCUGCUUUUAGCCCAAUCGGCCCGCCUUCCAGUGCGGCGGCGGCUGCGCGCCUCGCCGCAGCAACUGACGAUAAGGGUCCUCUCGAGCGACGAGUUGCUGCACUGGAAGAGGAGAAUCGCGCGCUCCGUGCAGCCCUGGCCUCGCUUCAAGACAUCGGAGCCAGCAUGCUGCGGAGCCUGGCAGGGGAGAAUCCGCAGGCUUCAGAUCAGUCUGGAACAGCCGCACCGGUCGCUGCAGCCGCUGCAAAGCUGUCGCCCGCGCCCACAAGCCUCGAAUUGAACGGAGACACAGGACCGGCAAAGGUUGGAGAGGUCGAAAUCCCCGCACCGGUGACCUUCAGUUUCAGCAUCCGCAAGGCCGACAACACCGACUUGGGCCUCGAUGUGGCGUCGAUCGAGAAUCAGCCCGGCCUCCUUGUUGAGAGAAUUCUGCCGGGGGGCGCUGCAGAGGCUUGGAACAGGCAGCAGGAUCCCGGCAGCAGUUCUGCGAGGGACUUGCGCCGCGGCGACACGAUCCUCAAGGUGAACAUGGCCGAAGGCGAUCCGGAGUUGAUGCUGAGUGAAUGCCGGAACAAGCAGCUCUUGAAGCUUGUGGUAAGGCGCGCGGCCGCCGAGAUGCGCCUGGCCGAGCGAAGCGGGGGCGGCCCACGGGUAAUGCUGCAAUUCCACAGCUUGCCCUCUCCUGGUCAAUACAAGGAGCUGAAGAAGUUCACUGGCGCGUUGAAGGGCAUGCCUCACAACAAGGGCUUCCCCAAGAUCGAUCAGAUCUAUGCCAUCAGUACACAGAUCAAGAUGCGGGCCUUCAUCUUCUACGGUCCGGGCGACCUCGCCGAAGAUCUCCGCUUCGGGUUGCUUGGACUGCCGAAGUGGAUGGAAGUUGGCAUCUAUGAGUGGCCAGGACAUGGCACUCGUGACGACGAGCCUUUUGCAGAGAACUUCGAGGCUUUGGCGAAGGAUGCCUUGGAACACCUCACGCCGAUGCUAGACCAGGUGAAGGAGGGAGGCGAGUUCGAGGGUGCACCCUUCGCUUUCAUCGGCAAGUCGGUGGGCUGUCAACUGUUGACUUGGCUCUCCAAGACCAUCCUCGUGAAGUAUGGGAUCGGCCCUUCUGCCGUUGUCGUCAUUGACCGUGCGCCGCCUCACAUCCCUCUGCUGAGCGAUCAAGGUCAGUCGGAGCUCAAGUCGAACCCAGACAAGGUGGUCAAGGCUUUCAACUACGCAAAUUUCGAGGAGGUGGACAAGAAAAUGUGGGCAAAAGAUCUCACCUAUGCCAACGAGACUCUGGAUGCCUUCUAUCACAAGUUUGACUGCCCAGUCAUGGUUUUGAAAGGGCAGUUCGACCAAGCCAGCGACUCCUUCGGAAAGAAGAAGAGCAAGUUCAAGGCCGUGACUGUGAAGAUCAAGGGGUCGGACGAGACGAUCGACCUCCCGGCCGAGUCUGAGACCACUGUCAAGGAGAUGCUGACAGUUCUUGACAAGAUGUUCAGCUACAAGAGGGGGAGCAAUCUCAAGUGCCUCUCACCUGAUGGCCGUGAGCUUGCCAUGGACAGCCAAGUCCCUGCCGUAAUCGUGGUCGACGGCCUCAAGGACUUCCAGCAUGCACGCCAUUCCUGGGAGCACCCCAUCGGUAUUAUCGGCGGCGGCUUCUAUGGCGUGAAGUUGGGCAUGGAAUACAUGCUGCACAGGAACGAGAACAUCAUUCUGUUCGAUCGCCAUGCCCAGGCCGGCGGUGAUGCAUGGCACUGCUCAGCAACGAAGUAUUCGCGAUGUCAGACGGAUUUUGGAGCCUUCAACCCGUGGUGGGGUCACCAGUACAACUACAGCGGGGACAAGGGCUACGGAUCCAACCCGAAAUCCGGAGGCCGGGCGAAGUUCAGCGCCUCCUUCGAUGGCCCGGGUGCUCCCAAGGGCGGCUCGGGUGCGGGCACCGGGGUCGACUACCACCCGGUCAGGGCGCAGCUGUUGGAUGCCAUGCGCCAUUGCAUUGAGGAGUACGGCUUCACCAAGUGCUGCAACUUCGAGACAGAGGUCUCUACCCUGAAGAUCAUUGGAGAUCCGGAAGCCGAGGACCGCUACUACGAGCUCGGCCUUACAAAGCUGGACAAAGCCAGCGUCGAGCUUUCAGGUGGCGGCUAUGGUGGCUACGGCACCACGGGCCAGAUGCGUGCGGCCACUACCAAUGUCAAGGUCUCGCUCGUGUACCACUUCCCAGGCGCCUAUGACAUCAAUCGCAUCGUCGACUAUCCGGGUGAGGACGAAUUCAUCGCCGCCGGUGGACAGGUCGGUUAUGGAAUGGGAAACGGCCAGGGUGGACUCUUCGUCUGGGACGAUGGCCGAAUGAAGGAUGGACGCGCUGCGAUUUUGGGCAACGGCGCCUUCGCAGUGGAGAACGUGCGAAGCUGCGUGGAGAAUGCCGCUGCCAAGGUCUACAUCAUCACGCGACGGAAGAGUCUGCUUUGCCCACGUCUUCCAUGCUGGUUCUGCCACCAGGGUCCAGACCCCACUCCAGCCUUCCAGUUGCUGAACCAGUUCAAGCCGAUGUACGAGUGCGCAGGCAUCGAGGACCCCUUCAAGUUCUAUGCGGUGGUGGGUUCGGGUGAGGCCGAUUGCCAGAUCAAGCAAAGCAGUCGCUUCGGUAUUGGCGAUGUCACCUUCCUGGCGCAUGCCUACGGGCUGCUGGAGUACCGAGUGGACACCUUGGCGAGAUGUAGUGCCAAGACCCUGCACCUCACGAGUGGCGAAAAGCUGGAGGACAUGGGCCACGUCUGCAAAGCUCUCGGACUGAUUGGUGAUCCGCGUGUGGACAAGCUCCAUGCCAUGACCCACAAGGUGGGGAAUAUGAUCAACGGCGACUUCCGGCGGGUCAUGACCGCGGACGCCACAGGAAUGGACGCCAAGCGUUUCACUACCUUCUCGGCUGGGCCUGGCGCAUGCGGCUUUGUGAAGCAGUGGUACUACAUGCACAACCAUCCUUGGGAAUUCCGGAAAGCAUGCGACGAGGGCAUGAUGAAGUUGCUGCCUGUGCACAAGAAGAGCGACACACAGCCGGACCAGCCCGUGUACAUGACCAACGUUCAGUACGAAAUGUGGGCUGGCGGCGUUUUUGGAAGCUACUUCCCGAAUGCAGCGCGAGCCUUCGGCGACGAAGCGUCUUACAAGUACUCUCUGAUCCACACGAUGCACCCAGUCCACAAGUUCUACGAGUACUGCAAGGCAGAUUGGGACCGCUACCAGAAGAUGUUCCAGGAGAACUGCAAGGGCUGCGCGGACAAGAACGUCCCCUACCCCUACACCUUGGAUCAUGUCAAGAGCUGGUUCGACGAGUACAACACGAAGUUGAACUGCGCGACGAGCAUGGAGGGCCCCGACGAGAAGUUCCGAAAGAGCACCAUCGAAGUUUUCCGAAAGGGCGAUGUGGCUCUGCAGCGCGAGCUCAUCCCCAACCUAAUCAAGGAGUUCAAGCUUGUCAAGAGCGUGAAGGACGGAGAAGAUCCGUACACCCAAGUUUUGGCCAACAAGGUCUACGAGUUGAAGAAGCCGCUGACAUCCUCCAACUCCGAGUCUUGCAUGAACUUCGACGACCAGCAGACGAAUCUGUGGAAGGACCUUGUUUCCGAUGGCUUCACGUGCCACAUCGAAGAAGUGCCCUGCACAUCUGCAGGGGCUUUCCUGGACGGGCAGGCAUGGGGAAAGAUCGUUGGACUUUUGGACAAGCUCAAAGCCGAGUGA
Messenger RNA from Symbiodinium sp. CCMP2592, 3912 nucleotides. Lineage: Eukaryota; Dinophyceae; Suessiales; Symbiodiniaceae. The record is from the annotation of a GenBank genome assembly.